This is a messenger RNA of Salvia hispanica, 1985 nucleotides long. It is a transcript of the gene BIR6, whose product is annotated as Pentatricopeptide repeat (PPR) superfamily protein. Lineage: Eukaryota; Viridiplantae; Streptophyta; Magnoliopsida; Lamiales; Lamiaceae. The record is from RefSeq and is a predicted model, not a curated record. Gene Ontology annotation, molecular function: protein binding. Gene Ontology annotation, biological process: RNA splicing.
CAGAGCAGCCAUGAACAAAGCUAAGAGAAUCCUGACUCACCACCGACUCGCUAACGCGCUCUACUCAACUCAGCCCACCCCAGCUCGCUCCAUUCGAAAACUGGUGACCCAUGCGCCUCAUUUCUCUACUUCCUUACUGGUAAAAAACCGAUCUUUAAUCAAUUUCAGCUCCUACAAUAAAGGCCUCUUCUUUUCAUCAAAACCCGAAUCAUUUCUCGAGAUACUGUCCUCCGAUGAUUGGCCUAAGAAAUUGGAGAAGGAGCUAAAGGACUCGAAUUUAGUGUUAACCCAUGAAACCGUAGUCUAUGUGCUGAAGAAACUGAGCAAAGCCCCCAAAAAUGCAUCGAAGUUCUUGAAAUGGGCUGUGGGGGAGAAAGGGUUCGAGCCGAAUUCGUCGAUUUAUAGUUUGGUUUUGAGAAUUUAUGCGAAUAAGGAACUGAUGAAGGAGUUUUGGGUGACUAUUAAGGAAAUGAGAGAUAAGGGGUAUUACCUUGAUGAGGAGACUUACAGGACUAUUUGCUCGACGUUUCGUGGCUUGAGGAUGGAGAAUGAGGCUACUGCUUUGAGGCAUUUUUAUGAGAGAUUGAUUCAAGAGAAUGUGAUGGAGGAUAGGGUGAAGGAGGUGGUUGAUGUGAUCAAGAGCUGUGAAUGGGGAGAGGAGGUUGAGAGGAAAUUGGAGGAGAUGGAGAUUAAGGUUUCGGAUAAUUUCAUGUUGAGGGUGUUUAAGGAGCUUAGAGGAAAGGGUCACCCUUUGAGAGCUCAUAGGUUUUUCAAGUGGGCUGAGGGGAGUUUGGGUUUCAAGCAUAAUGGUGUGACUUAUAAUGGAAUGCUGAGGGUGCUUUGUUGGGAGGAGUCGAUUUCUGAGUUCUGGGGCGUGCUUGAGGAGAUGAAGGGUGCGGGUUUUGAGUUGGAUAUUGAUACGUAUAUUAAGGUUUCGAGGCAGCUACAGAAGAACAAAAUGGUGGGGGAUGGUGUGAAGCUCUAUGAACACAUGAUGGAUAGCUCCUUCAAGCCCUCAGAUACCGAAUGCAGCUUGCUUCUGCGGGCAAUUGCAACGUCCAGUACUCCAAAUAUUGAUUUGAUGUAUAGGGUUGUGAAAAAAUACGAGGCAUCAGGGCAUUCUUUCUCUAAACAGAUAUAUGAUGGGAUUCAUAGGUCUCUUACUAGUCUCGGGAAGUUUGAUGAAGCUGAGGAAAUCGUGGAGAAGAUGAGGGAUGCCGGUUUUGAGCCUGAUAACAUCACCUACAGUCAGUUAGUAUUUGGUCUUUGUAAAGCAAGAAGAUUUGAUGAAGCUGCUGAGGUUCUUGAUACGAUGGAGGAACGAGGCUGUCCACCUGAUAUCAAGACAUGGACAAUUCUAAUCAAAGGGCAUUGUGCAGCUAACGAGAUUAGCGACGCGUUGGCUUGUUUCACAAAGAUGACAGAGAAGGGCUUUGAUGCUGAUGCUGACCUCUUGGAUGUCCUAAUAGGCGGGUUCAUGAGCCAGUCACGUGCAGUGGGUGCCUACGAACUGCUGAUGGAGUUGGUGCAGAGAGCUCGUUUGAGGCCUUGGCAGGCGACUUUCAAGAAUCUGAUUCAGAAGCUUCUAGCUGAGAGUAAACUCGAAGAAGCCAUGGAGCUUCUUCGUUUGAUGAAGAAACAUAACUACCCUCCUUUCCCGGAGCCAUUUGUUCAGCAUAUUUCCAAAUUCGGGUCAGUCGAGGAUGCCUGGGAGUUCUUGACCGCACUGAGUGUGAAGGAGCAUCCGACUGUUUCAGCUUACCAGCAUGUCUUCAAAUCCUUCUUUAAUGAAGGUAGACAUUCUGAGGCCAAAGAUUUGCUGUUUAAGUGCCCCCAUCAUAUUCGUAAACAUCCUGCAAUUUGUAGCCUUUUUGGUUCUGCUAUUUAGUGGCAUUAAUCUUGUUGUAUUUGGCCAAAUUCUGCUAUGAGUUGUUACACUUUAUUUAACUCUUACUUCAAACAUCUACUAUAGUUUUUGUGAUGCU